Molecule: messenger RNA, 726 nt
Organism: Acanthocheilonema viteae
Lineage: Eukaryota; Metazoa; Nematoda; Chromadorea; Rhabditida; Onchocercidae
Source: the annotation of a GenBank genome assembly
AUGAGUGCUCCCGUCGAACAGUUGGAUAUCGUCGAUGAGGCGGAGAGGAGGUUGGAGGAGCUCGGAGAGCGAAAUGUCCGAGCAGUGGACGAGAAGCCGAUGCCUCGGGAAGUGGAAUUCGACAAACAUGAGACAGAGUGGGCUCCUCUGCCGGACGAUGAGGAUGAAGAACAUUGGCCGUCCGGAGCAGAGUGGGCCUCUCUGCCGGACGAUGAGACUGAAGGACUGAGGAUCGGCGGCACCAAUGGAGAAGAUCAAGUCACAAUCCCGGUUCUGGCCACGCAGGGAACAUCGGCCGCGGCAGCACCAGAAGAAUUCCGCCCUGCAGAUUUGGGCGACCUACCGGAGCAAUUCCGGAGGGAAUUGCAGGUGCCGUGGGCAAAACCAUACACGGUGGCCCGAGGACAAGGAAACAGUGGCAUCGGCAGUUUGAGACCAUCAAAGGGUGGCGCAUUCAUGCCUCGAGAAUGCACAGGCAAGGUGCCGGCAGCAUUGGAGCUGCAUAACCUCGAUUGGUGCCCGAGGUCACGUGCGGCCGUAAUCAAUGAGAGGCAGGUGAAGCGCCGUCGAUUAGAGCUUGUGAGGAGAGAAGGGGAUUUGCUCUUCAUUCCAGGUGAGAAAUUAGUAAAGUCAGUGAGAGCAUUCGGCCUUCUCCACGUGGUCAAACCUGUCGCUGCCUAUCCCGAUUUUCCAUUUUCGUCCAAUGCAAUACGUCCAAGCGGGUAA